AUGUCUACCCAGUACAACAAAGAGCUUGAUAAUGCCCUGGAUCAAAUCAAAGACUACCUGAUGAAAACUGAACAGAGCUUGAACAAUGCUAACACAUCUCAUCCCAAAGUCAUCGCAACUUACAACUAUGUGCGAACAUGGCAACCCCAACCUUCCUCGCUGACUUUGGACAAUAAAAUUUUGGUGAUGAUCUUCAGAGGUUUUCAAGACGUAUCCACGAGCCUCGCAAGUCAACUCCGACAAAUAAAAGGCCUGAAAAUAACGACUAUUGAAAGAAAAAGUCAGAUAUAUCCUUCAAUAAGCAACGCUCAUGUUGUUAUCUGUGAUCCCGCUAACAUCCCUGAUAACUUCCCUUGGUCUUCUUUUGCAUCGAUUAUCGCAUACGAAGAUAAGAUCGAAUGGUUGAACAAAGUUUUGUUUGGAAAAUCUCUCAAAGAAAAUAAUUUCAUCUGUCUGAAAGGUGUGUCAAGUGGAGAGCAACAGGAAUUCGCUGAAUCUAAUAUUGAAAGUAAGUCGAUCAAACAAAUCUGUAAGCUACUCGUUAUUUAUCAUCAAGUAUAUAUUAUGUGAGUGAGUAAGGGCCCUGGGAAAGAUAAAUCUUUGAUUGAUUGAUUUUUAUGCUCAUUUGGAUUAUCCACGAAACUCAGCAUUCAUUGUUGUUACUGCCAUCUGUUUGUACGCUUUUCAUUUUAGAUCUUCCAGCAGCUGAUUCCGAGACUCCAAAACUGGAGGUAUAUACUCUGAUUGGGUCAUCUAAAAUCACAAAGAAUGCCAAUUUGCUAAGAUGUUUGGAGCAAAGAUGCGGAAUUGUUAUUAUUGAAAGAGAAUAUGAGAAGAUCUUGAAAAAUGCUGUUACUACUUCAUCUAAGAUGUGUCGACAGCCUGAUCUUAUCCUGGAUCAACGUGCUAGUGUGAUCAUCGAGAAUGUCAUCAAUUUUAGUAAUGAAGAAGGAUAUAAGAAUAUUGUUGACCUAGUUCUUUCAACAUCAUUCAAAUGUCAAAUAUGCAGUAUCAUCCUAGUUUGUGAGAAUAAAAGCAACUCAGAGUAA
Molecule: messenger RNA, 1049 nt
Organism: Paramuricea clavata
Lineage: Eukaryota; Metazoa; Cnidaria; Anthozoa; Malacalcyonacea; Plexauridae
Source: the annotation of a GenBank genome assembly